AGUUCAGUUCGCUGCGGCCGGCAAGCGAGGCAGCAUGUCCCGUGCCGCGCCUUUAGCUCUCGCGCUCGCGCUACUCGCCACUCUCGCCGCGUGCGUAGAGGAAGAUUGCAUAGACUGGGAGGGCAAGUCAGUGCCUCACGGGCUGUUGUAUGUGCCAGGGCCUGGGGUGUGUUCCAUCUGUGUGUGCUACCACUCAAAGCCCAUGUGGUGCAAAGCUAUUUACUGUGAUCCGCCUUAUUUCUGCAAAAACUUCCGUGUUGGGGAGCGUUGUUGCGAAUUUGAAUGCUUGGACCCACCUGGAGAAGACACCAGGUAUCGUGAGCGACAGCGCCUACGAGCUCUCAUCCUUGCCGGCAACUCUUCAGCACCUCACACCAAACCUUCCUUACAAAUCAAAGCUGGAAUCUCAUUGAUAGCAGUGGCUGUUGCGAGAUUCGUCUGAAGAGAGACAAUUUGACGAUAUAUUUUCGUCUAAUAACGGAUAUAUAUCGCAGGUCUUGUGAUUUAUUAAUCUGCCAAUUCAAAGUAAAUAAAACUCAACUUAUCGUAAAAAAACGUAUAAAUAUACACGGUGCUAAGAUAGGUAUCUUAGUGGUUGACACUCUCGUCACAGAACUUUACCUAAAUAACUUCUAACAACUUAACCUAAAAUCUGAAAAGGGACGCAACUACGUCACUCAUAAGUGACACCUCUUACAGGGGAAAAUGUUUGUUCGUAUUAUUCUAUGAUUACAACACAAUACUCCAAGGUCAGACAAGAUGGUACUUUAUAUAAGAUUACUUAGUUAUUCUAAAAUAAUUUCGACUCUUCAAAACCUUAGUAAAAACUCUUGUUACGAUUUCCUCCUAGUUCACUAUCUUUUUCUAAUAACCCAAUUGCCAAAGAAAACACCAAUUUACCUCUAUCGAUACCUUUUAUAAAUUCACUUAAGUUACAUUAAGACUUUAAUUAGCUAGUCAUAUUUUUACAGAAACAAAUUAGCUUACAGAUAAUUUCUAAUUGUAUCGGAAAAAUAAUAGAAUAUCAAUCAGACAACUCCGUUAUUAUCUGUAAAAAGAAAUAAGGUAUUUACACCGACAAUAAUCAUAAAAGCUAGAUUAAGAUUUAAAAUCUUGCUUUUGUGGGUAGAAUUGUAAUAAUGAUUAAUUUAUAACCUUCCACAUUUUUCCGAAAUUUUAUUAAAAUAUAGCAAGCAAUUUACGAAGAGUCUAUAGAAGUCUUCAACUUACGACAAAAUGGAGGCCUGCCAAGUUUUUACCCAUAAAAAGACAAAAUGAUCGUUUAAAAAAUGUUUGGUAUCUACAAAUGAUCAGUUUGAUUUCAUAAAAGAUACGAUAGAAUUAUAACUUAAAUAAUUGUCAUAUCGCUUAAAAGAUUUUCAAAAAUAUAAUAAAAUAAGGUACUUGCCGUUUUUAAAUAUUGAGCGACCUGUUUUUUUUUUUGUACGUUUUGUUUUGCGACUAGGGUUAUUAUGGCACGGCUGAUUUGAUAUUUUAAAUAUUAGUAUUUAAGUUUAAUGAUAAUAAUUUAUUACACAGAUAAUAAUUAGAUACAAAUAAAAUGUUCGGACCAAUUUUAUGUAAACAAGUAGCCUGGUGUUCAAUAACAUUUAUUUUCAAUUUUAAUUUUCAUGUUAAAUGUGUCUUGUCCGUUAGAAAUUAAAAAAGAAUACAGAUAACAACAAUUAUGUACCAUUUUGAAUGUACGGCUUUAUCGACGUACCACUCUUAAUAUAUAUAGAAAAAAAAAACAAAUUAAAUUAUACAAUGAGCACCUACAAUAUCUGUUUGUUUUCGUAGUAGGUACCUACUUAAGUAUUUUAUGGUGCAAUAAUUCCCUAAAAAGAUGUAUAAUCCACAAUGAGUGGUAAAGCAACUGCAAUAUUGUACAAUGUAUACACUGUGUAUAGAAUGUAAAGUUGUUUUUAAAUGUGUUGAUUUCGUGGCGAAAUAGAUGAACUUUUAAUAGACAACGUAAAUAGAUUAGUGUUUUAUUUAGAAAAAAAAAUACUAUAUUGUUUAUACUGUUCAAUAUUGCAACUAAUCGCUCGUGAGAAUGGACCACAAAAUAAAGAAAAAGUUGUCUGGAACAUUAAAUGAUUACAUUGUACGCUAAUUAUUUUAAUGAUAAUCUGUGUGCCUUACACAGCUCUAUCGAGAUUUCGCUCGAAAUAACAUAAAAUAAUUUAUUCUCCCUUCUACAUUAUAUAAAAAUCCAGUGAUAUUAUAAAGUAGAUAAAUUAUAGAAUAUACCAAAUGAAAUAAUUAUGGGCUCUUCACAUCUUAAUAAAUCGUGUAGAUAGGCACUUGAAAAUUGUAGCUUUAAAUUACUUACGUCAUAUCAUCGGCUGUUAGGCCUAAUGCUCACUGAGACAUAUAGAAGCGGUAACAGCUUCGUCACUGCGCAAUGAUAAUGUAAAACUAUGCACUAAAUUUACGUAAGUAAGCGAAUGGUGAAUUUGUUACCGUAUCCUUUGUCGCAAGUACACGCCUAGCCUUAGAAUUUAAAAUACAGCAAUGCGAUACAUAGAUUUAGAUAUUUUUUCUAUUUUUUUUUUAUAUUUCCAUUAUAAAACAACAUUAAAAAGCUAGAUUGCAAUGCUAGACAGAUUAUACGCUAAUAAUUAUAUAAAUUAUAAUAUCUGAUUUAGGAAUAUGAUUCUAUAAUUUUUGAAUAUAGCCUUGACCUCAAAUUGUGAACCAAACAACAAAACUGUAAAAAAAUAAAAAAAGGAUUGUUUUUCAUAAUUAUUAUAUUUGAUUUAAAUUUCAAAAAAUACUGUAGUAUGACUUCUAAAUCCAUAGAAAAUUAGCGUGACCAAGAUAUUUGACCUAGGUCAUAGGCAUAAAAAGUAGCUUUGACAAUAAAAACUUUCGCUACACACGAAGUGUUUUAUAAUUACAUCUUCUCACGGCAAUUAUAUUAGGAUUAUUUAAAUUUGGCUUAAACAUUGACAUCUAGAUAUCGUCAUAACAUAUCAACUAAAAUGAGUCACAUCCAGCUUAAUUGUGAUACACAAAAUUGUAGAUUAUUUUUAAAAUAAGACUACUGGUCUAUUUAUGAGAUAUAAGAUAAAAAAGCUACUUUAUUAUCUAUAAUUAGUAAGGAACAAUAAUUUGGGACUUUUAAUAAAAAUAACCUAUAAAAGAUAUUUGGCUAUACUGUCAAAAUUAAGCCAAUGAUUGAUCUAAACCGUAGACAGAGAAACAAACUGUCUACGAUCUAAACCUAUGAUUGACUAUAAAACUAUGACCUAUAUUAUGGACGUAAUAUUAUUAUCCGACGGACAAUCAGAAGUAAAAUAAUUGUUAUUGGCUUAUGAUUAAAAUAAUAUUAUUUUUAUAUUCCGACAUUUGGAUCCUUAAUGAAAACCGUUUCUGUUUACAUUAUAUUAUACGGAAAUUAAAAAGUCACAAUACUUUUUUUUUAAUUCAUCAAAACAGUAU
This is a messenger RNA of Nymphalis io (European peacock), 3447 nucleotides long. RefSeq lists its product as uncharacterized. Bases 35 to 442 code for a protein of 135 amino acids. The record is from RefSeq and is a predicted model, not a curated record. The transcript has 3 exons. NCBI's taxonomy places the organism in Eukaryota, Metazoa, Arthropoda, Insecta, Lepidoptera, Nymphalidae. Gene Ontology annotation, cellular component: membrane.